Molecule: messenger RNA, 609 nt
Organism: Mesorhabditis spiculigera
Lineage: Eukaryota; Metazoa; Nematoda; Chromadorea; Rhabditida; Rhabditidae
Source: the annotation of a GenBank genome assembly
AUGCCACCCAUUUACCGUAGCGCUUUCUUUUUGCUUGUUUUUUGCUACUUGGACCAGGACGUUGAUGCUCUAAUCUACAAGCAACGUGAGGGGUGUGCUCCGGAAAAUCUGCUUCCCGCCUCUUGCGACCAAGUUCCAGGGUAUACUGAUGUUGCUGGGUCGUGCUACAAGUUCAUCCGGGCCAACGCCACCUGGGCGGACAGCCGGAAGCUUUGCGGAAAAGAUGCAAAGGGUGGUGAUCUUGGUGUUAUUCGAUGUGCUUCGCAGAAUGAGGCCCUGACAAAAAUGAUGCAUGAAAAAGGACUAUACAAAGAGUCAAUCAACUAUCCACCCGAUUUAGCAAGCGGUUAUUGGCGUCAGCAAGUCUGGAUUGGAGUCGAAAAGCUCCGCGACGGUACGCUCCGUAAUGUUCAGGGCGUCAACAGUAGCUAUGUCAACUGGGGAUCCACCGAGCCGAGUGAGAUGAGCGCGGGCGAGAACUGCUUAUUUAUAUUGUCGAAAAACGGGGCAUGGGUCGAUCAUCUUUGUGACCACACGCCUCGAAAUGCGCUAUGCGAAGUUCGAACGAAAACCACGGCGUCGGCUUGUUCGGGCCUUCUGAAGGCUAUA